GGGGUGGCUGUCGGCCAGGUGGGGAAGCCGGGCUCCUGGGAACGUUUUGCUGGGGACGCUUUCAUCGGCCGGCAGUGGUUGUAAACUUGGCCGUUCCGGGACCCUGGUGGCUGCUACCAUGAGGUUAAAUCAGAACAUCUUGCUGCUGGGGAAGAAGGUGGCGCUGGUACCCUACACCUCAGAGCAUGUACCUAGAUACCAUGAGUGGAUGAAAUCAGAGGAGCUGCAGCGUCUGACAGCGUCUGAGCCGCUGACCUUGGAGCAGGAAUAUGCGAUGCAGCACAGCUGGCGGGAGGAUGCGGACAAGUGUACCUUUAUUGUGCUGGAUGCAGAGAAGUGGCAGGCCCAGCCAGCUGCCACCGAAGAGAGCUGCAUGGUGGGAGAUGUGAACCUCUUCCUCACAGAUCGAGGGGACCCCUCCUUGGGGGAGAUUGAGGUCAUGAUUGCAGAGCCCAGCUGCAGGGGCAAGGGCUUCGGCACUGAGGCUGUUCUCAUGAUGCUAUCUUAUGGAGUGACCAGGCUGGGUCUGACCAAGUUUGAGGCUAAAAUUGGGGAAGGAAAUGAACCAAGCAUUCAGAUGUUCCGAAAACUUCACUUUGAGCAGGUGGCUGUGAGCACUGUCUUCCAGGAGGUGACGCUCAGACUGAUGAUGAGUGAGCCAGAGCGGCAGUGGCUUCUGCAGCAGACCAGCCACGUGGAAGAGAAGCCCUACAGAGAUGGGUCAUUGGAGCCCCACUGACAGUUGGCCUGGUGGGCAGCCACCCUGUGUAAACGGGUGUGUCAGGACCACACACUCCAGAAGAGCAGAACCCUGCAACAGGAGGUGAAUGGACAGGGCCUGCAGGGCAGAGUGGCCCUGGCCCCACUCCAGGCUGGGCAUCUCCUUUCGGGGCCUUUCAAACUCUAGGUCGGAUUUGCCUUGGCCUCCCUCAGGCUGGCAGCGACUCCAGGGCCAGCCCCUUCUCCUGCCCAAACCUGGAUUCAGACUCUCAGAACCUGGAGUGGACAGCACGAAUCCACGGGAGGAGGCUGGGUGGGGGUAAGCUGGAGAUGAAGGGGGCCUGGUGAAUGGGCAGGACCUCCCUUUCCCCUGCAAGGCCAGAGGCACAGCCCUGGCCAGCAGUAAAGCACACUGUACGGCCA
This is a messenger RNA of Equus quagga, 1143 nucleotides long. It is a transcript of the gene NAT9, whose product is annotated as N-acetyltransferase 9 (putative). Gene Ontology annotation, biological process: protein acetylation. Gene Ontology annotation, molecular function: N-acetyltransferase activity. NCBI's taxonomy places the organism in Eukaryota, Metazoa, Chordata, Mammalia, Perissodactyla, Equidae. Bases 119 to 739 code for a protein of 206 amino acids. The transcript has 7 exons. The record is from RefSeq and is a predicted model, not a curated record.